UGGUCCUAUGUUUUCUUGCAAGUACUAGCACCAAUAGCUACUAUUUCCGAACUGGUCAUAAUUAGUCCCUGUUCCUAAUUAGCCAUAUAUACUACUACUAUUGAAGUAGUAUUCAACAGAAAGAGAGACACACGCACGCACCCUAAUUGUAAUUGGUCAUUCAUUGUUCCAAACUAUGCCUUCACUCUCCGAAGCCUACCGAGCCCACCCAGUGCACGUCCAACACAAGCACCCUGACUUCAACUCCCUACAAGAACUCCCUGAAUCAUACACUUGGACACAGAUUGAUGAUCACACUAAUUACCCUUCCAAUUAUAGUGUCAAGGAGAGUGUCCCAGUUAUUGAUCUCAAUGACCCCAAUUCUUCAAAGCUCAUAGGCCAUGCAUGCAAAACAUGGGGUGUGUUCCAAGUGGUAAACCAUGGCAUCCCCACAAGCCUCCUUGAUGACAUUCAAUGGCUUGGAGAGACCCUUUUCUCUCUUCCUCCUCACCAAAAACACAAAGCAGCUCGUUCCCCUGAUGGUGUUGCAGGCUAUGGCCUCGCUCGUAUCUCUUGUUUCUUCCCCAAACUCAUGUGGUCUGAGGGUUUCACAAUUCUUGGAUCCCCUCUUGAGCAUUUCAGCAAACUCUGGCCCCAAGAUUAUGCCAAAUACUGUGAUAUUGUCUUGCAAUAUGAUGAAACCAUGAAAAAGCUAGCGGGAAAGCUGAUGUGGCUCAUGUUGGAUUCUCUGGGUAUUACAAAGGAAGACAUCAAAUGGGCCGGCUCAAAAGGCCAAUUCAAAAAGGCUUGUGCUGCCUUGCAAUUGAACUCCUACCCGACUUGCCCGGAUCCGGAUCGGGCCAUGGGUCUUGCCCCGCAUACCGACUCCACCCUUCUCACAAUCCUCUACCAAAACAACAUAAGCGGGCUGCAGGUUCAUCGGGAAGGCAGCGGGUGGGUGACAGUGCCGCCAUUCCCCGGUGGGCUGGUGAUCAAUGUGGGCGACCUCCUCCACAUAUUGUCAAACGGGUUAUACCCGAGUGUGCUCCAUCGGGUUCUAGUGAACCGGAGCCGGCAACGAUUUUCAGUUGCCUAUCUAUAUGGGCCCCCAUCCAAUGUUGAAAUCUGUCCACAUGCGAAGUUAGUGGGCCCAACACAGCCUCCACUGUACAGGCCAGUGACUUGGAAUGAAUACCUUGGCACCAAAGCAAAGCAUUUCAACAAGGCACUCUCAUCCGUUCGGCUUUGUGCACCUAUUAACGGUUUGUUUGAUGUAAGCGAUCCUCGCAAAAAUAGUGUGCAAGUGGGCUAGAUUGCUUUGAACUUUUUCGUUUGUUCCUUAUUGCAUGGUCUAUUUUGUACCAAACAUAAAAAGGCAACAGAAAUG
Abrus precatorius (Indian licorice) is the source of this 1366-nucleotide messenger RNA. Its product is annotated as gibberellin 3-beta-dioxygenase 1. Bases 176 to 1291 code for a protein of 371 amino acids. Gene Ontology annotation, molecular function: gibberellin 3-beta-dioxygenase activity. NCBI's taxonomy places the organism in Eukaryota, Viridiplantae, Streptophyta, Magnoliopsida, Fabales, Fabaceae. The transcript has 2 exons. Gene Ontology annotation, biological process: gibberellin biosynthetic process; response to light stimulus. The record is from RefSeq and is a predicted model, not a curated record.